CUGUUCUCAGCAGUCCGCCAAGAGUCCAAAAAUUCUGUACGCAACGGAUUUACGGCCAUAACAGUCUUUUCGCGAGCCGACUUUAUUACCAGUAGAUUAGCACAGUACAACGAUUCAUCACGACCCUUCGUCUCUCAUUGGUCUGCCGGUAAACCCGAAGACGUGACGUUGUCAUGCCAAGUGGUCGGCACUGAUCCUACCUAUGGAUUUCCGAGAAUUUGCGACCAAACCCCAUCGAUUCGUGUAUUCCAGGAGCGGGUCACCGAAGCAUUUCUGAUAGAGAUUCGCGGCAAAUGCUUCAAUGCAACAGUAGCCAUACAGAAACAUAUUGAUAGAUGUCCAUGGUGCCCUGACUCCUCCGAUGUGACGCUCAUUGAGCAAAGUGUUAGUGAAGGAGGCUUAACCGCUAUUUUUCAUUUACAUUUUACAAUAUGUAUUAGUGACUAA
Molecule: messenger RNA, 447 nt
Organism: Angiostrongylus costaricensis
Lineage: Eukaryota; Metazoa; Nematoda; Chromadorea; Rhabditida; Metastrongylidae
Source: the annotation of a GenBank genome assembly